CCUCACCUAAUUGACAUUUUGAUUGCUUCAUUUAUUCAAUGGGAUUCAAUUUUUAAAAUCAAACUGAUUGAUAUUUCUAUUUAACUUACGGUACUUUAUUUAUUCACGACUCAGGGCAUGUUUCAAAUCUACCUUAGAAGUAGAGCCUCAUUUGAUGUUCUUUGCGUCAAGUACGAGGCAUUUCGAGGCUGAGUGAGUAGCAGUAACCUUUGGUUGCUCGGCAAAGUCCACGAGCACAGUCUCCUUGUCGACUGCGUUGUCAACUCAAAAUUAAAUUAACAAAUCAUGACGUACAGGCUGCGCGUGAUGCUGGUGGCGACAUUGGUGUUGGUAGUACCGGUGAAGCCGUACGGUGGUCAGUGGAAUCACGGCCACGGCAGUCCCUACAAAGCUUGUACGACCGCAACAGUACACCACUACGUGACCAAAACCGUCAAUGUCGGCGGUAGUGGCCAUGUUGGCCAUUAUGCAGCAGGUCAUUACGUCACUGCUACCGAUACCAAAACCAUCAUUGCUACCACAACUACCACGCAGGUUUUCUCGACGACCAUCACAACCGCCAGUCCUACAACAACGACGACAACCACAACGUCAACCACCACCAGCACUUUGACUCUCUUCACUACCACGACUUCAACCAGCACAACAACAGUGAGCACCACCCAAACCGUCAUCAGCCAGGCCACAGCGACCGCUACUUUGGUGUCCACCGUCCUCAAUCAGGGCUUUCAGACGGUCACCCUCCCGUGCCACAUAGACCCGCGCUACACCGUACACCACGGACCCCACGUCAAGACUGCCAACUCCGAGAAGAAGAAGGCACCCGCCAGCGCAGAGAAGGACGCAGCCUGGGCGUGGACGCCUUAACUCACGGCAGAAAUAAUGAGAAGUCACUUCCGAAUUACUGGCAUUCCUUCCAUACUGUGUGUAAGAGAAGGAUACAUACGUUAAUAGAAGGAUACAUACGUUAAUAGAAGGAUACAUACGUUAAUAGAAGGAUACAUACUGUUAGAGAAGGAUACUGUGUGUGUAUGGAUGCUUUGAUCUACCCAUUGUUUACAGAAGGUCAAUAGUUACCAGGCCAUUAGACAAGAAUAAUGUUUGUCACGGUUUACGCAUCCACGGCCAAGGGGAAUUAAAUGCCUUGAUUUCGAACAGUUAUGUUCUUCUACUGUUGCUUAUAAGCUUUAACAUCAUGCCUAAACCAUUGACUUCAUCUUCCUGAAUGAUGUACAUAUUAGGUUUAUAAAUUGAGGAGUCAGCUGUCAGUCCUGGGCGGGCAUACGAGGCGUGUUUUCAUUCAUUCGAAACGUCCGCUAAUUUGCCGGCACAGAUGGACCGAGAUUUGACUUAGUACUUAAAAAAUACUAAAUUUUUAGUUUUACAAUAGCGGAUUAUCUUUAUUUGAGGCAGAUAAAACUAAAUAAUAUAAAAAAAUAUUCUAAAAUAUCGUCUGGUUUUAUUUUAAAUAAUUUUACGAAAAUUUUAUUUUGAAUCAGUUCUCAAUGAUGCAUAUAUUAAAGUAUUAGUGACCAUAGCAUCCAUGACUAUAGUUAAUUUUGAUGCUCAAAUGUUCUUACAUUAUAUUCGUGACUAGCAUGACAAUUUUUGCGCCUAGGUACGUUGAAUGAAACUAUCAGUUAAUAAGAAA
Messenger RNA from Hyalella azteca, 1651 nucleotides. Its product is annotated as integumentary mucin C.1. The transcript is spliced from 6 exons. NCBI's taxonomy places the organism in Eukaryota, Metazoa, Arthropoda, Malacostraca, Amphipoda, Hyalellidae. The record is from RefSeq and is a predicted model, not a curated record. Bases 286 to 867 code for a protein of 193 amino acids.